CGUGAGGUUUGUCGUGGUGAAUCAGGAGGAGGAAAAAAAAUGCUCAAAAUGGAAAUUACAAUAGAAUUGCACUUCUGGAUACCUUAACCCUUAAUGUAGACGUGAGAAUGGAGACCAAAUGUUUGUAUCUGCUUGGAAAUGUGUUUAAUAGCUGUUCCCUGGAUAAUUGUCUCCAUCCGUGCAUAAAUGACAUGAGCGUGCUUGUGAGAAAGUGUGUAAUUACCAACCAAAAGUCCAAACUUCGGAUACUGUUGUUAAAACGUCUCGAGAUAUGGUAAUAUCAUAAAACAGCGCAGGCGCUCAUUUAUUCACGGAGCGUUUUGGCGCGUCUCUAUUUGUAUUUCAGCGGCGGCACGGGAUGGGGCAGCGCUCCGUUUUUACGCAUUUGGAUACAUACAGCUGCUAAACGGAAACGUUGACGAGGACAGAGACGGAGCGUUGUGGAAACGACGGAGUUAAACGUUAUUCAAUCAGUUUAAUUAAUUAUCAUCUCUAAAGAGCACACCACUAGAAGUGGCGUUAACGUCACUCUCUCCCGCCUAUCAAGCGCCUAGUAUGCGAUAUCUGAAGUGAGGCACGGCGUCCGCUUGUCCUGAUAUGCCUCAUACGCGAAGAUGACAGGACUAGAGCGCAUCUCAAGAAUUCACACGGAAGCCGACUUUCUCCCCCACGUCAUCAUUGUUUCAAGAUAACCUUUCCGGAGAGAAUAUCAUCAUAUAACAAAGUCUAUGGUUUUUGAUUGAAGAGAGAUUUAGAUAGAAACGACAUGCUUUUCAGGGAAGUAGAAAUAUAGAAAGUCACCGGGGGUGAAAUAUGGAGCGUGGAUUAUUCAACCACCUGUUCUCAGCUGGGACCACUGCGUUCUGUUGUUUCUUCUUAUGUGAGUCAAUUUUCUGUCUUGAGAAAGCCCAUUCACAUGCGGAGGACGAGCUUUUCAAAAAGCUCUUCAUCGGGUACAACAAGUGGUCCAGACCCGUACCCAACAUCUCAGACGUGGUCAUCGUCAAGUUCGGACUCUCCAUAGCACAGCUUAUCGAUGUGGACGAGAAGAAUCAGAUGAUGACCACCAACGUCUGGCUGAAACAGGAGUGGAAUGACUACAAGCUACGCUGGAAGCCGUCUGACUACGACAAUGUCACGUCCAUCAGAGUCCCGUCUGAACUCAUCUGGGUCCCAGACAUCGUCCUCUACAACAAUGCGGACGGUGAGUUCGCCGUAACCCACAUGACCAAGGCCCACCUGUUCCACAAUGGGAAGGUGCGCUGGGUUCCCCCGGCCAUCUAUAAGUCCUCCUGCUCUAUAGACGUUACCUUCUUCCCCUUCGACCAGCAGAACUGCAAGAUGAAGUUUGGUUCCUGGACUUACGACAAGGCUAAGAUUGACCUGGAACGAAUCGAGAACACUGUGGAUCUGAACAACUACUGGGAGAGUGGAGAGUGGGCCAUCAUCAACGCAGUGGGAACCUACAACACCAAGAAGUACGACUGCUGUCAUGAGAUCUACCCUGAUAUCACCUACUUCUUCAUCAUCAGACGGCUGCCUCUCUUCUACACCAUCAACCUGAUCAUCCCCUGUCUGCUCAUCUCCUGUCUGACCGUCCUAGUCUUCUAUCUUCCCUCAGACUGUGGGGAGAAGAUCACUCUGUGUAUCUCCGUCCUCCUCUCCCUCACCGUCUUCCUGCUCCUCAUCACGGAGAUCAUCCCUUCCACCUCCCUGGUCAUCCCUCUGAUUGGAGAGUAUCUCCUCUUCACCAUGAUCUUCGUCACUCUCUCCAUCGUCAUCACCGUGUUUGUCCUCAACGUCCACCACCGCUCCCCGGGGACCCAUAAGAUGCCUCGCUGGGUCCACUCUGUCUUCCUGGACCUGAUCCCGAGGUGGCUGUUCAUGAGGCGGCCCGCGCCGGACGGACGGAGACGCAGGUUGUUGUUGCUCCAGCAGGGGGCAGCAGUGGCACGGCACCAGGGACGGACCAUCACCACAAGACUACCAGGCCUAGUCCGUCCUCCCUGCCUCAGCACCUCAGCCAGCUGGCUUCGGGAUGGAGGAGGUGGGACCACGGAGGAUCCCCAGAGACGGACGCCCUGUUAUGAGGACCUGGAGCUGGGGGCUUUGACCUCGUACUUCUCCUUCCGCCCUCCGUCACCCAGACCCCCGGGCUCCACUCCUCCACCCCAGCAGAACCACCCACCCCCAGGGGCAGGGCAGCCCCAGAACCGCCUGGACAGGGGAGGAGGAGGAAGAGGGGUGAAUAGAAGGGUUAACGCCACCCAGCGACCGGAUAAGAUAGAUAACUUGGUGUCAGAGUCUAGAGGGGUAGAGUUCCCUCUGUCUCCCAGCGUUAUACGGGCUCUGGAGGGGCUGCACUACAUCGCAGACCACCUGAGGGCAGAGGACGCUGACUUUAGUGUGAAGGAAGACUGGAAGUACGUUGCCAUGGUGAUCGAUCGUAUCUUCCUGUGGAUGUUUAUCAUCGUGUGUCUGCUGGGUACCAUCGGUCUCUUCCUUCCUCCCUGGUUGGCCGGCAUGAUCUAGGACCUUGGGGUGUCUGUGAUACCCGCCCACGGAGCGGAGUACCAUGGGACUGGCACUACAGUGACAGGCCGGUGGUAGGAGAGGAGACAGAUGAAGGACCGUCACUAAGUUAGUAGGAUGACUACCGAUAAGGGAGAUGCAUUAAGUCCCCCGGACGUGGCGUGGUGAGAGAGGAGCGCCGUCCCACAGUAACCUGCGCCGCUCGGUCAUGUUGUCAACAAGGCAGCACGGUGCAUCGUCCAGGAAACAUAUCUUUUACAUCAAAUAUAUAUGUUUGAAUUUUCAAACUAGUUUUCAUUGGGAAGGCUGAUGUAAAGCCUUUUUGUUAUUAAAAGAAGUCCCUUUUGCAUGUGAAAACACAGACUCCUACAACACGUGCUGAACCCACGUGCUGAACCCACGUGCUGAACCCACGUGCUGAACCCACGGAACUUCUGUUUUGUUUUGAGCCCGGGAGGCAGCCAUGUUCCACAUGGUUCCAUCAACGCUAACCCGGCUCAACCCGGUUCAACCCGGGUCAUUAAUAGAAUCCCCUAAAUGCCCUGCUUCAUAUUGGAGAAGCAAUGACUUGUGGGUAAAUUCUAUCCAAUAAGAUUUACUUGGCUGUUUUCAAGGAAGUAAGGGGCAGAAAGAAGACUAACUUCUGAGUGUGAACUCUGACUCAGUUUGUACUACUUCUCUCACACUCACUCACUCACUCACUCACUCACUCACUCACUCACUCACUCAGCCAUAACAUUAUAAAGCAUAUUCUUUAACAAUGUGUAGCUGUGUAGUAAAGACUGUAUAAAUAGAAAAGGCACAUUUUGGGGGAAUGAAUAGGAAUAAACAUGGCUUUCAUAAACGUUCCUACAUCCUGUAUAAUUGCACAGAAAGCAUAUGCUUUCCUUUCCAAAGUACAACACUAUAUCACAGUUGAAAUUAAUCUACAAUAAAACCGGUUAUAAAAAUUGUGAUUUGAAAAAAAAAAAAGGUAAUGAGAAGUAGUAGUACAUCCAUCAAGUCAAACGUCUAGAAACAAAUUCACACAUUCCAUAAAAUAAAAAAUAUACUAAAUAUAAAAAAGAAUUGGUCACACUAAAACUAUUUUCUUGAUCUGGCCAGCAUUACUGGGAAGAACCGCAGGAAGAUAACCUGCAAGUAAAUUCUCCGUUAUACCUAAGCAGACAGAGAGAAUGUGACUAUUUAAAAAAAAAAAAUGAUUUUCUUAAAAGAGAUUGACCGAUACGAUCCUAUACGUUUUAGCCAGUAGUUCUGAAGUAGCGCUUUACGAGCCUAAAGUGGUCCCUGUAAAUUGUGUUCUCUCUCUCUCUCUCUCUCUCUCUCAGCAGGCGUCUUGCUAGCUGUCAGUAAAAUGUGAGGGACUAGCUCAUUGGCUAUAACUGUUAUUGCUAGGGGGCUGCGCAGAAAUGCAAAUGCUUUCCGUUUGAGUUAUGUUAGGUUUUAUUUUCAUCGUGUUGGGAAAUGUAGGCAAAAUGACAGCGGCACAGCUUCAAGGAAACAG
Molecule: messenger RNA, 4036 nt
Organism: Oncorhynchus mykiss (rainbow trout)
Lineage: Eukaryota; Metazoa; Chordata; Actinopteri; Salmoniformes; Salmonidae
Gene: chrna2b
Product: cholinergic receptor nicotinic alpha 2b subunit
Biological process (GO): monoatomic ion transmembrane transport
Cellular component (GO): postsynaptic membrane
Molecular function (GO): transmembrane signaling receptor activity; acetylcholine-gated monoatomic cation-selective channel activity
Source: RefSeq, a predicted model, not a curated record